AUGGUCUCCUUCAAGAAGAACUUGGUCUUGUCUGCUGUCGCGGUGCUACUGAUCGCUGUUGCUGUCAACGCUGAAAGUUACCAGAGCAAGCGUACAUUGCGACAGGCGGCUGUCGAGGUCGCGGAGGUAGAGGAAGCCGAUGACUCGGAGUGCGGGUCUCUGGAAAUGGCAGAAGAGGAGAACACCGGAGGUUCCACCAACACUUGGAACCAAGGAGGCAACACCAUGCAAGGCUCGGGCGGCAACACCUGGAACCAAGGUGGCGAGGCCAAUACACACAAUCAAGGUGGCGAGACGAACACGUACAAUCAAGGUGGCGAGACCAACAUGUACAACCAGGGAGGCGAGACCAACACGUACAACCAAGGUGGGGAAACCAACAUGAACAACCAAGGCGGUGGGACCAACAUGAACAACCAAAACGGUGAAACCAACACCAACCAAGGCGAGACUAACACGUGGGGUAUGACGAACGCCGGGACGAUGGACACGUCCCAGUUCACCCAGGGUGAAAUUGGAGGCGAGGGGGAUAACCAAAAGUUCACCAGUGGUACUCCCCAGUCCCAGUCGAACAUCAACUUCAACUCAAUCCAGAACACGAACAACGCCGGCACUGUGUCUCCGCAUUAG
Molecule: messenger RNA, 630 nt
Organism: Phytophthora nicotianae INRA-310
Lineage: Eukaryota; Oomycota; Peronosporomycetes; Peronosporales; Peronosporaceae
Exons: 1
Coding region: 1-630 (209 amino acids)
Source: RefSeq, a predicted model, not a curated record